Molecule: messenger RNA, 1785 nt
Organism: Lachancea nothofagi CBS 11611
Lineage: Eukaryota; Fungi; Ascomycota; Saccharomycetes; Saccharomycetales; Saccharomycetaceae
Source: the annotation of a GenBank genome assembly
AUGAGUUUGAUUGUUUAUGGAGACACGAUCAGCGAUGAAACUACUCGGAGUGUGGUUUUACAAGAUCCCGGGUCUCGCUCACUUGUGGUAAUGAAUCCCGAAUCAGGGGAAAUAUCGCUACUCAGACAAAUUAGAGGUCCUCAAAGUGGUUACCGGUCCAAAAGAGCAACCAAUCUCAUUUCCUCGUACUUUUGUCCACAGUGUGGUAGCGAAAUAGGUACGGGAUUCGAAUUUACCUCUGCGAGGUCCAAAACUGGGUCCGACGCAGCUCCUUUUGUGCACAAAAAUUAUUUCAAGCUUCUUGAACAGAAUACCACAAAUCGCGUACAACAGCCUCGGCUCCAAGGCGUUCCGAUCAUUCCAUCAAACCUGUUUACUCCAGGAUACUAUCGUCGUUUCUUUCAGGAACUCUGCUUGUUGGGGAGCGGUGCACGCGGUUCGGUCUUUAAAGUCGAACAUAUUCUCAUGGAUAAUCAUCUAGGGGUCUACGCCCUCAAGAAAAUUCAUAUCGGUAACGAUUUGUCGUGGCUUGAACUCGGAAUGAAAGAAGUGAAAUUUCUAAGCGCACUGACCCACAGCAGCGUUAAUCUGAUCACCUACAAUCAUGUAUGGCUUGAAAUGGACAGUACAGGGGGAAUCGUGCGAGCUCGUAAUGGCAAAGACACAGGCGUCCCGGAGCAGAUUCCAUGCAUCUUCAUUUUACAGAAAUUUUGUCCUGGUGGCAAUUUGGAGGAGGUUGUUUUAAAGAGUGUGUUUGAACGCUUUACAGACCAUGAAUCCCCCGAAGAAAGGAAGAGGAGGUUCAAACUCAAGAAGGCAGAGAAAAUGAGCUCACCUAAACAACGAGGAUUGAAUACCCAGCAAAUCUUAUCGAUCAUCUCCGACAUUGCAUCAGGGCUCAAAGAGCUUCACGGCAUGAACAUCAUUCAUCGAGAUUUAAAACCAUCCAAUUGCCUGCUUUCCGAAAAGUUCGAUAUGGAGAAAGAGGUCUACGGAGAUAAAUGCUUCCCCACCGUGAUAAUAAGCGAUUUUGGGGAGAGUCAGAUUUGUGGUCAGCUGCGUUCCGCGACUGGGGCAACGGGGACUUUGGAAUUUACUGCCCCGGAGGUCAUAAUCAUGAACUCCGAGGAAAAGGGUUUAAAGCUGCCGCAGUUUACUUUCCAAUCUGACAUGUACUCGCUUGGAAUGGUGUGCUACUUUCUGGUGUUCGGAGAGCUCCCCUUCGCAAACCAGGAAAGCCUUUCAGAUCUCAAACGAGACAUCAUGUCUUUCACAAUUAACACGCACUUGCUUUUGGAAAGACAUAAGAAGCUUAACUUGAGGCCAGUAAACCCAGAAAUCUUUGAAAUGAUAGUUAAACUGCUCAAUGCCAACCCCGACACGAGACCCACCGCUCUAGAUGUUAAAUCAGAGAUAAGUAGAAUGAUGGCAAAGACCUCGGUGCCUGGAAUGCAACCUCUAGCCCAGCCGUCUGACGUAUUGGUAGAUGAAGAGCUCGACUCCGAAAGUGAAGAACUGGACAAGAUACCAUAUCGAAAGCUCCAAUUACGAAUCCUUAUCGGUCUCUUUUGGCACACUUGCAAUAUCACAGUCGCGGCUUUUGCCGCAUACCGGUACAAUCACAUUUCUUAUUUACCUUACGUGUGCUUUAUCCUCCUAGGCUUGUCUCUUAGAUCAGAAUGCCAAAUGCGCAAAUUCUAUCUCAUCGCGAUGCUGACUUCGCUAUUCCUUAUGUACCUUUCUACAAUGCAUCUGUCGAAGAUGCAAGAGUAUCAAUUCUUAUAA